This is a messenger RNA of Culicoides brevitarsis, 1008 nucleotides long. RefSeq lists its product as uncharacterized. The transcript is spliced from 5 exons. Lineage: Eukaryota; Metazoa; Arthropoda; Insecta; Diptera; Ceratopogonidae. The record is from RefSeq and is a predicted model, not a curated record. The coding region runs from base 1 to 774 and encodes 257 amino acids.
AUGAUGAAACCAAAAAUUGGAUUACUGAUAUUUGCAUUGCAAAUUUUCGCUUGUCAAUGCGUGAAAACGGAAUUGUACUGCACGGAUUUGCGACCUCAGAACAGCAUUGAAGUUGAUGAUAUAAUGGGCAUGUGGUUUGGCACCGAAGUCAUUACGCAUCAUCACCACGAGGUUGGCGAAUAUCGUUAUGAUAGCUGUAUCGUUGUGCAUCUCUCGGAAAUCACGCAUGAGAUGAUGCAAAAUCGAGACCACAAACAUCACAACCACGGAUAUGGACAAGAUUACGUGCCCCAUGACAGAGACAGUCACCGAAGGCACAACAGUCGCGAUUCUGUCGAUCAAGCAUACAAAAACCAACCGAGUCGUUACUUGCGUUUGAUUUGGGACGAAAAAGGUCACGCUCUGGAAUACACUUUGCGCUUCAACAACACUCGUCGCGGCUUUUGGAUGUCAUCUUCUCCACAAAAAGGAACUAUGCUUGAAAUGCCCUACAAUCAAUUUACAGGCACAGUGCAAGUAAUCAAGGCCGUUGGAACGCACAUCGUACUCACGUUCUGCCAGAAUUUGCCAACAAGUCAACUUUUCUCCGUUGUGCUGUCACGACAUCCGAACGAAUUGUCAUCAGAUGAAAUCCAAAGUGUUCGUAGUUUGUUGAAACGCCGCGGUUUAGAAGUCUCAUCCGUACGGAAAGUUUGUCUGAAUGGAGCACCACAAUUGACAAUCAGUUUCGCAACAUUACUUCUGCUUGCGCUGCCGUUCGUCUUCAAACUAUAAAAAAAUCUCUGUCAAGGUUUCUGAUCCUAAAGAAAAAAAAAAAAAAACAAGUUUCAUUUACUUCAGGGAAUCUCAUCUUGUUGUCAUCGUCAUGUUUUUCUUGAUUAGUCAUGUAAAGAAAAAAAAACUUUUUUAUUAAUAAUUUGCAAAAAAGCAAUUUCUUUUUUAUUUUAAUAUAAAUUUAAUGAGAAAAAUCAUAAAAAAAUAUUUUUAGCUGCAACAGCUUUUUACAAA